AUGAGUAUUCCUAAUAAACAAAAUAAUCUCCUUACAAAAGAAACUUACAUAGAAAGCAAAAUGAAUAAAAAUUAUUCCUAUACGAGUUCAUUUAAAAAUAAGAAGGAAAAAAUUAAAAGUAGAAACAACAUAAUUCUAUAUUCAUACAAAUUUCUUACUUUACUCUUCCUUUGUUUUUCAUAUAUUUUGUUACAGAUUAUGAUGCAGCAAAAAAAUAAAAUUACUUCUGAACUAAAUUUAGUUAAAAAUAAUUAUAGGAUUAUGUACGAAGGGGAUGAAUUACCAAAUAAAAAAGAAAGUAAAGGUAAUAUAGUUUUGAAAUUCUUAGACGAUGAAGGUAAAAAUGAAGAUGAAAAUCAAGAUGAAAAUGAAAAUGAAAAUGAAGAUGAAGAUGAAGAUGAAGAUGAUGAUGAAGAAUUUGAACCUUAUAAGAAAUUAGUAGAUCUUUGGAGACAAAGGUCAACUGAUUUCACGGAAAUGAUUUUAACUAUGUGGUAUCAAUGGAAUUGUGGCCGUAAAACUCGCGACAUGGAUGAAGAUUGGAAAGGAAAAAAAUUUAAUGAAUGGCGGGAUAAAUUUUCUCUAGAAUUAAUAUCGGACGAUAAGAAAUGUUUAGACGAUGUAACAAAAAUGGUAAAAGAUAAAGUUCCAGUCGAAGCAGUCCAAUUAUAUUGCAAUCAUAAAAAAGAGUUGUGGGAAACACGUAAAGAUCAGAUAUUAAAAGAAUGGAAAAUUUUUAUACAUAAUAGCCUUCAAGAUUGGGUUGAAGAAAAACAUAGAAGAAAUAAUAUAGUAUAUUAUGAUGAUGAUGAUGAUGAUGAUGAUGAUAAUCAAGGAGCAGAAAUAUAUGCAUAA
Messenger RNA from Plasmodium gallinaceum, 855 nucleotides. RefSeq names its product Plasmodium exported protein, unknown function. The transcript has 2 exons. The record is from RefSeq and is a predicted model, not a curated record. Bases 1 to 855 code for a protein of 284 amino acids. Lineage: Eukaryota; Apicomplexa; Aconoidasida; Haemosporida; Plasmodiidae.